Messenger RNA from Ochlerotatus camptorhynchus, 5072 nucleotides. It is a transcript of the gene Rok, whose product is annotated as Rho kinase. The transcript is spliced from 11 exons. The coding region runs from base 617 to 4765 and encodes 1382 amino acids. Lineage: Eukaryota; Metazoa; Arthropoda; Insecta; Diptera; Culicidae. Gene Ontology annotation, molecular function: small GTPase binding; ATP binding; Rho-dependent protein serine/threonine kinase activity. The record is from RefSeq and is a predicted model, not a curated record. Gene Ontology annotation, biological process: cortical actin cytoskeleton organization; regulation of cell junction assembly; actomyosin structure organization. Gene Ontology annotation, cellular component: cytoplasm; cytoskeleton.
UUUUGUGUGUAGUGUGUGUCAAGAGGAAAGAAUAUACUUUCUUGUCAGUCCCGCAGAAAUUCGGAAAAUUUGCCUACUUUUCGGACGUUUCGUGGCCAUUCCGGGUAUUCGCUAUGUAGCACAGGUGCCGUCGGUAACGCAAGUGAAAAAAAUCCGUCCGUAGUCGUGCGAUCCGGGGCGGAAAAGUGGAGUUCUUUUUUGUUCGAUGGUGAAUUCUUUUGUUGUUGGAGCGCCACCACCAUCAGCAACAGCAGCAGCAGCAGAAGAAGUUAGUAGUGGAAGAAGAUUCGUGUUUCGAAGGAAGAGGAGGAGAAGCCAGCAGAAGAAGACGUGUCGUCUCGUAGGUUGUCGUCGUACAGUGCAAACGGAUUAUUGUUUUCCAGGGCCAGCGGUGUUUGGGAAUCGGGUCCUGUCCGGUGGGUCAUAUGUCUGUGGGUCCCCGGCUAGCUGCUGGCAGUCGCUGCUUGCAGAUCCGGGCAGGCAAAGUACGGGUUUGGGCUGGGCCAGUGCCAAGUCAAAACAUUGCACCAUCUAGCUAGAGAGAUAGAGAAGAAGAAGCAGUCGCUGCUGGUGGAGUAGGAUAUUUUGUACGGACGGAACGGACAUUGGACUCAGAAUGGCCACCUUGAUGGACGAAGAUCGCCGCAGAAGGCUGCUGGCGUUGGAGGAGAAGAUACGUGAUCCGAGUUACAUUGCCAAUCUGGAUUGCCUGCUGGAUACGGUGACGGCGCUGGUGGCGGACUGUGAUCAUGACAAUGUGAAAAUAAUCAAAAAUAUUGAAACCUACAUAAAACGAUACAAAGACCUGGCGCGCGAGAUAAACGAUCUGCGCAUGAAACCGGACGACUUCAUCCCGAUCAAGCUCAUCGGCCGGGGUUCGUUCGGCGAGGUUCAACUGGUGCGUCACAAGUCAUCCAAACAGGUCUACGCCAUGAAGCGCCUAUCCAAGUACGAAAUGAUAACCCGCUCGGAUACGGCCUUCUUCUGGGAGGAACGCUACAUCAUGGCGCAUGCCAAUUCCGAGUGGAUCGUCCAGCUGCACUACGCCUUCCAGGACAAUAAGUACCUGUACAUGGUGAUGGACUACAUGCCGGGAGGGGACAUUGUCAGUUUGAUGAACAUCUACGAAAUACCGGAAAAGUGGGCCAUUUUCUACACUAUGGAGGUGGUUUUGGCCCUGGACACCAUUCACAACAUGGGAUUCAUCCAUCGGGAUGUGAAGCCGGACAAUAUGCUGCUGGACAAGUACGGGCACUUGAAGUUGGCAGAUUUUGGCACGUGCAUGCGAAUGGGACCGGACGGGUUGGUUCGAUCGUCAAACGCCGUCGGGACGCCCGAUUACAUCAGUCCGGAAGUGCUGCAAUUCCAGGGUGCUCAGGGUUACGGGCGGGAAUGCGACUGGUGGUCGGUGGGCAUUUUCCUGUACGAGAUUUUGGUAGGCGAUACACCGUUCUAUUCGGACAGCUUGGUCGGUACUUAUGGGAAGAUUAUGGAUCAUAAGAACUCCCUACACUUUCCGGAGGAUGCACCGAUCAGUGAGAAUGCAAAGUCCUUGAUCAAAAGAUUUCUGACCGAUCGAACGCAGCGGUUAGGCCGGAACAGUGUGGACGAAAUCAAGUGUCAUCCGUUCUUCCAGAAUGACGUGUGGACGUUUGAGAACCUGCGGGAGUCUGUGCCUCCGGUAGUGCCGGAGCUGAGUAGUGACGAUGAUACUCGAAAUUUUGACGAAAUUGAGAAGAAGAACAGUGUGGAAGCAAACUUCCCCACACCGACCACGUUCUCCGGAGAUCAUUUGCCAUUUGUUGGGUUUACCUAUACGGGCGAUUACCAACUACUGAGUGGAAGUUCCCAGGACAAUGUGGACAACAAAGCCACAGCAAUGAAUUCAUCACAUCGGAACCACCACCGGCAUCGAUCGUCCAACAAUGCCGAGCUCUUGCGGAUGGAGAAUAUGCUUCAGAGGGAACGUAAUACAAUCGAAAUGCUGGAGAAGCAGGAACGAACACUCCGACAGCAGAUCGAGUUGAUCACUCAAAGGGAGACGGACAUUCAAAAUUUGGCCAAUACUUACGAAAAGGAACUUACGAUGUUGAAGCACAACUUCCGGGAGAUGCAACGUAAGGCGGACAGUGAGCAGGAAACACGAAGAAAGAUGGAGAACCUGCUGCUGGAGACGAAACAGCGGCUGGAAGAGGAGAAGAGCAAACGGGCCCGGGAGAUGAAUAACAAUCAGCAGUACAACGAUAAGAUCAACAUGCUGGAAAAGCAGCUGAUGGAUAUCCAGGAGAAGUACAAGAACGAAACGGAAAACAGUCAGAAGAUGAAGAAGCAACUGGCCGAGCUGAGGUUGUCCAAAUCGGAUGUCGAACAGAAGGCAAACGAUCUGCAGUCGAUGUUGGCCGGGUUGCAAACUGCCCGGGACGUCCUGCAGCAGGAGGUGGCUGAUCUUCAGACCCGUUUAGCUCAGGAACGGAACGCGCGUAUUCAAAUGACCGAGCUGCAGAAGGAGCUGGAAGGAAAGAUUCACUCGUUGGCCGGAGAUUUGGAGCGAUCGGUUACGAGGGAACAGCAAGCGAUGGAGGACAACCGGAGUCUAUCGGACAAAAUCUCGGAACUGGAGAAGGAGAUUGCUUCGAUCGAGUGCGAACUGAAAGCGGUCCAAAGCCGGUACCAUCAGGAAGUGAAGGCACACCAGGAGACGGAAAAGUCCCGCCAACUGAACAACGAAGAGGCUAACAUGCAGGAGGUUAAGGCACUUCAAACCAAACUGAACGAGGAGAAGGUCGCCCGGCAGAAGGCCGAGCAGAACUCCCAGGAAAAGGAACGUCAGAUUUCUAUGCUCUCCGUGGACUAUCGGCAGAUUCAGCAGCGGUUACAGAAGCUCGAGGGCGAAUACCGACAGGAAUCGGAGAAGGUCCUAGCCCUGCACAGCCAGCUGGAACAGGAGCAGUGCAAAAAGAGCAAUCUGCUGUCGGAACUUAGCCUGCAGAGCUCGGAGGUGGCCCACCUGAAAGCCAAGGAGACGCAACUGGUCAAGGAGGUGCAACAGUCGCGGGAGACGAAACGAAAGUUCGAAGAGGACAUCGUCAAAAUCAAAAAUGCUCAUAAUGUGGAUAUUCUACAGAUGAAGGAACUCCAAGAUCAACUGGAAGCAGAGCAGUACUUCUCGCGACUGUACAAAACUCAAAGCAACGAAGUGCGUGAGGAGUUGGAGGAGAAGACCCGACAGAUUCAGGAUCUGGAAGAGGAGCGAACGUCCGUCCUGCAUCAGUUGCAGCUGGCGAUAGCCCGGGCCGAUUCGGAAGCUCUCGCGCGUUCGAUUGCCGAGGAAACGGUAGCCGAUCUGGAGAAAGACAAGACGAUGAAGGAGUUGGAAAUGAAGGAUCUAAUCACCAAGCAUCGCAACGACCUUGCAACCAAAGAAGCGGCACUAACGUCACUUAAGGAUCUGGAAACAGAAAUGAACAAAAAGCUGAACAACAAAGCAUUCGAGCUGGACGAUCUUACGCAGCAGAAUCGAAAAAUGCAGGACGAGCUCAGCCAUCUGAAGAGCGAGCAGAGCGAAAUGGAGAAGCUACGCACAAAACUCAAGACUGAGACCAUGCUGAAGCAGCAAGCCGUCAACAAGCUGGCCGAAAUCAUGAACCGAAAGGAUAACAACCUUACCGGCAAGCAGAAGAGCAAGGUCAACUCGACGGCCGAUUUGCGGAAGAAGGAGAAGGAGAACAAACGGCUGCAGCAGGAACUGUCGGUGGAACGGGCCAAGUACGACGAGCUGUGUCUGAAGCACAACGAAACGAUCAGUCAAUUAUCAAGGGAAAUUGAUAUCAAAACCAAGCUUCAGAUGGAGAUCGAGUGCAAGGCGACGGAAAUCGAACACCUGCAGAUGAAGCUGAACGAGACGGCGUCGCUCUCGUCGGCCGACAACGACACCAUUGAGGACAACCAGGAUGCCAUGUUCGAGGGUUGGUUGAGCGUACCGAACAAGCAGAACAUCAAGCGGUACGGUUGGAAGAAGCAGUUUGUGGUGGUAUCUCCCAAGCGGAUCAUCUUCUACAGUUCCGAGGUGGACAAGCAGAACACGAGUGAUCCAUUGCUUAUCAUAGACCUAAGCAAAGUGUUCCACGUGAGGCCCGUUACGCAAGGUGACGUCAUCCGGGCGGAUCCCAAAGAAAUUCCCCGCAUCUUCCAGCUGUUGUACGCCGGCGAGGGAGAAGCGAGGAGACCCGACGAGCAACAGCAACUGGACGUGAGCUCGUCGAAGGCGGACGAACGGCCGCUGACGCUACAAUACAAAGGUCACGAGUUUCUGCAGAUUAGUUACCAUAUACCAACUACGUGUGAUCUACCAUCUUGCCAGAAAGCCCUUUGGCAUGUGUUUAAAUCCUUACCCGCCUACGAAUGCAAAAGAUGUCGCUUCAAGCUGCACAAAGAGCACGUGGACAAUAACAAUCCACUGGCACCAUGCAAGCUGCAUCAUGACCCUAAUCAUGCCCGCGAGAUGCUUCUGUUGGCCACGUCCAACGAAGACCAAGCCCGGUGGGUGUGUCGACUCUCGAAGCGUAUCCAGAAAAGUGGAUACAAGGCCAAUUCGACCAACAACCUGCAGCAGGGUGGCAGCACCGGUAGCAGUAGCAGUGGCAACGGAGAUGGCAGUAAGAUUAGUCCAAGUCAAUCGACCCGUUCCAAUUACAAGCCGUACGCUGUGAAUGUGCAACGGUCAGCUACUCUACCGGCGAACGCAUCGCUAAAGCAGCAACAAUAGAGAGGGGGAUCUUCCAUCACUGUUAAUAAAUACUUCUACUACCAACCUACCUAACUCUCCAAACUUCUACACUUACACAUGGUUUAGAUAAAACGUUUUUAACAAUUACAAUUGUUUCACUGCUGUUACUAGACUAGGCCUGUGUAAUCACCAAUUUGAUAGACAACCAAAUGCUCACGACAAACGAAAUGCUACAUCUGCAACUUACCUAGCUCAAUCGCCUUCAUCAAGUAAAACAAAUCAAAACUAACUGACUCCUGUCGUCAUGCGUAAGAUAAUUGAGCAAUAUUUGCAGCAACAAUAAAAA